Molecule: messenger RNA, 5090 nt
Organism: Cololabis saira (Pacific saury)
Lineage: Eukaryota; Metazoa; Chordata; Actinopteri; Beloniformes; Belonidae
Gene: sec24a
Product: SEC24 homolog A, COPII coat complex component
Exons: 24
Coding region: 295-3741 (1148 amino acids)
Biological process (GO): endoplasmic reticulum to Golgi vesicle-mediated transport; COPII-coated vesicle cargo loading; intracellular protein transport
Cellular component (GO): COPII vesicle coat; endoplasmic reticulum exit site
Molecular function (GO): SNARE binding; zinc ion binding
Source: RefSeq, a predicted model, not a curated record
CUUCCGGUGAAAGAGGAGAAGCGUCUAACUCACACGACUACUGCCCAGGCCCGCCCGCACCCACCCGUACCCAGUCACACGGGCUCCGUGGAGACAGCCAUGGCUCUCUGAUAGCCGGCAAGUCACUCGAUAAAGCUUUUUUGUUUUGUUUUAGAAACUAAAAGACGUGGCCGUGGUCGAGCGACGACGUCGUCGGAGCUACAGGUCUGAAGGAUCCGGCUAGUGUGGCUAACGACUAGUGCGGCUAGCUGCUCCAGCUCACCACCACAGAUAGACACGACUGUCUGUUUCAACAUGUCAACGGCGGGGAUCAACUCCCAGAAUGGGACUGGGACGGGACAGACGUACACGAACGGUCCAUCGCAGAAUCCAGUUGGCCUGCAGCCAGGGGUCAGCUAUGGCAUGCCACACCAGCCAGUCUACAACCCAGUCCAGGCGAAAGCUCCUUUACCCCCUGGCCCUGGAAUGUAUUCCUCUGGACCAUACCAAGCUGUCCCGCCAGUCAGCCCUUAUCAGCAAGGCCCACCACCCACUUCUUACCCUUCUUCUUCAGGGCAACCAUUAUUCCCCAGGCCUCCAAUUGGAGGUCUGCCAUCCCAUACCCCUCCUCACUCUGCCUGCCCCAGCCCUGGCCCAAGGCUGCCUCCUGCCCAAGCAACACCGCCUCCUCCUGCUGUGUCGUCCAGUAGCUACUACCCAAGCCCUCAGCAGCCCAUGGCUCCUGCAUGGCAGUACAACACAGCUACCCCUCCAAUGGGGCCAGCCUCGUCUAUGAGCAUGCCUCCCAGAGGUCCUGUGGCAAAUCAUGUGAAUACAGCUGCAAGCUUAGCUGGGCUGGCACCACCACAACCACCAGCUACUUACAGCUCUGCAGCACCACCUCAUGGCUCCCCCCAGCUCUCAGGCCCAGGAAUCCCCUCCACCUCUAUGCAUGGAUACACUCAGCCAGGUACGGCACCUCUACCAAUGAACCCGGUACCGCCCCACCCGUACCAAGCAGGCAGACCUGCCUAUGGGCCUCCACCAACAGCAACCCCACCCACAAUGAAACCUGCACCACCUCCCACAGGAACCCCAGUUUCCAAUGCUACACCUCCACCACCCAAAGGAGAUGCUUAUUGUGGGGGGGCUGUCAACAACGCUUUUUCUCCCACUGAGGCUGACUGCCAGGAGGGGGAUAUUGAAUGUCCAGGUGCUGUGGCUGGAAAUGGCCCUCAAGCGUCAAUCAACUAUAAUCACGUUGACAACAAAAUGGCUGGCCUCACUCAGCCUGGGCCACCUGGCCGACACUUGGGCCACUACCCUUCCCUGCCCCCUGGGUACCAGAACACCUCAGCUUCACAUGCAACCUCCCCCAUGCACCCUGCGUUGCAAGCUGCCACUCAGCCUUACACUCAAGCACCUCACCCAUACCAGCAGCCGCCUGGUGGUCCAGGGCCAGCCCAGUUGAGCCCAUCAUUAGCAGCCAUGAGCCUCCAGUCCAGCAUCCCAGAGGCCCUGCAAGUGGUUAACCUGUUGCAGGAGAGGAACCUGCUGCCACCAAUCCCUGUUCCUGCCCCACUACCAUGCCUGCCCCAGGACCUGAAGAGGAUCAACUGCAGUCCAGAAGUUUUCCGUUCUACACUGACCAGCAUCCCUCAGACUCAGUCUCUACUCAGUAAAGCUAAGAUGCCGUUGGGCCUGCUGCUCCACCCUUUCAAAGACCUCUCGCAACUUCCUGUGGUGACAUCGAGCACCAUCGUGAGGUGUCGGUCCUGCAGAACCUACAUCAACCCCUUCGUCUCUUUCCUGGACCAGAGAAGAUGGAAAUGCAACCUGUGCUAUCGAGUCAAUGACGUUCCAGAAGAGUUUAUGUACAACCCGGUCAGCAGAUCAUAUGGAGAACCACAUAAAAGACCCGAAGUCCAGAAUGCCACUAUUGAGUUCAUUGCUCCUUCAGAAUACAUGUUGAGGCCCCCCCAACCUGCUGUUUAUAUCUUCGUUCUGGACGUAUCUCAUAAUGCAGUGGAAACCGGCUACCUGAAAGUGUUCUGCCAGUCACUGCUAGACAACAUCAAUUCGCUACCUGGAGACUCGCGGACGAAGAUAGGCUUCAUCACCUUCGACAGCACCAUCCACUUCUACAACCUUCAGGAGGGACUUUCCCAGCCACAGAUGCUCAUUGUGUCUGACAUUGAAGAAAUCUUUUUACCAACACCAGACAGCCUUCUAGUAAACCUCAAUGAAUGCAAAGAGCUUGUGCAGGAUCUGCUGAAGAGCCUGCCAAAUCUAUUUCAGAAGACUAUGGAGACCCAGUCAGCUCUGGGUUCAGCCCUACAGGCAGCCUUCAAGUUGUUGUCACCCACUGGGGGGCGCAUGUCUGUGUUUCAGACCCAGCUGCCCAACCUUGGUAUGGGUGCAUUGCAGUCCAGAGAAGACCCCAACCAGCGGGCAUCUGCCAAGGAUAUCCAGCAUUUAUCCCCAGCGACAGACUUCUACAAGAAGCUGGCCCUGGAUUGCUCCGGCCAGCAAGUAGCUGUGGAUCUGUUCCUGCUCAGCUCUCAGUACUGUGACCUGGCAUCACUCGGCUGCAUAUCCAGGUACUCAGCAGGGAGUGUGUACUACUACCCCUCCUACCAUCACCAGCAUAACCCAGCUCAGGUGGAUUGCUUCCAGAAGGAUCUGAAGAGAUAUUUAACAAGAAAAAUUGGCUUUGAGGCUGUUAUGAGGAUACGCUGCACCAAAGGUCUAUCCAUCCACACGUUCCAUGGCAACUUCUUUGUGCGCUCCACAGAUCUGUUGUCCCUCCCCAACGUCAACCCUGACGCUGGAUUUGCAGUUCAGAUGUCUAUUGAAGAAAACCUGGACGACAUGCAAGUCGUUUCUUUCCAGGCCGCUCUGCUUUACACCUCCAGUAAAGGAGAGAGACGGAUCCGUGUGCACACGUUGUGUCUUCCUGUUGUCAACUCGUUAUCAGAUGUAUUUGCUGGGGCUGACGUUCAAGCCGUAACUGGACUGCUGGCUUGUAUGGCCGUGGACCGUUCGGUGACCGCCAGUCUAAGUGACGCCAGAGAUGCGAUGACCAACGCUGGCGUUGACUCGCUGUCAUCUUUCCGUCAGUCCGUGUUGACCAUCCAGCAGCCCGGCCUGCUGGCCCCCGCCUGCCUCCGACUCUUCCCACUGUACAUCCUAGCCCUGCUCAAACAGAAAGCCUUCAGGACAGGAACCAGCACCAGGCUGGAUGACCGACUGUUUGCCAUGUACCAGCUGAAGUACCAGCCGCUGAUUUAUUGCAUGCUGAUGAUCCACCCUGCUCUGUACCGCAUCGACGAUCUGAGUGAUGAGGGAGCUCUGAACAUCAAUGAGCGGAUCAUUCCCCAGCCCAGACUGCUGCAGCUGUCUGUGGAGAAGCUCAGCAGGGACGGUGCUUUCCUCAUGGAUGCUGGAAUGGUGAUGUACCUUUGGAUCGGACGAAACUGCCACCCCAACUUCCUCACACAAGUCCUGGGAGUUCCAAACUACGCUGCUGUUCCUGAGAACUUGUAUCUCCUCCCAGAACUGGACACUGCAGAGUCGCAGAGAACCGGAGCUUUUCUUGGAUGGCUCAGGGAUCAGAGGCCGUUCUCUACUUGCCUGCACAUCAUCAGGGAUGAGAGCCAGCUGAAACCUCAUUUUAUGCAGAACAUGAUCGAGGACCGAACAGAGUCGGCCCUGUCGUACUACGAGUUCCUCCUCCACCUCCAACAGCAAAUCUCCAAAUAAUCUUCAGUGGGAUUGUUAAGACGAGUGAACCUUGGAACAAUGGCAUGCAUCAUCUGUAUGUGUGUGCAUAUAUAUAUGUAUAUGUGUGUGCGUGUGUGUGUGUGUGUGUGUGUGAGAGUGAGAGAGCGCACUAAGAGGCACACUCAAGGGUGCCUUUUCCUCCAUCUUCAGCUGUGUUCCCCUAAUAUGUCUGAGAACACCCUUAGAUGAUGCAAGGCAUCAGUCUGAUCAAAUUGUGUGACUGACAGUGCAAGGACAUGAUAAAGACUUGAUUGUGAUGUAAUUGGCACUUUUUUAAAGAGCUGAAGGAGUUUGUUGGAGAAAAGUAAAAGAAGUUCAUCAUGAUUAUUAUGUGAGUAAUUGAAUGGAUCAGUGUUUAUUCUCAUAGAACAAUGCUGUCAAACUGACGUAUCGCUCAGAUACAGCGCAGGCUAACAAAUUAUGUUUCGUGUUUUUGUUCAAAAAGCACAGUCUUCUUUACUAAUACAAGGCAAACGUAUGUAUGCUUAAGCUUAUUUUGGAGUAAGGUUCAAAGAUUGUUUUGGGGCGUCACCUGAAGGAUUUGUCAACACAACACCUGAGCUCUAACGCUAACAUUGAAGGACAGAGCAUAUAAUUUUGUUUUGUUUUUUUUCCUUGCCUAUUAGGCAGUUUAAUCAAGCAUUGAACAAAUGCAAAGAUUCAGUUGUUGAAAGCAGAUGGACCUCGCCGUCUUCACUGCCUGGGAAGUGUACACUCGGUAGUGGAAAAUUGUCUCCUGGGUCUUUUCUGUCAUGAAAUCCUCCCAUCUUUUCUCUGGACAUUCAAAACACCCUCUGACAACAUCGCUGUUCUGUUUAUUUUCUUUUUUUUCUAAAUGUUUAAUUUAUGAGACUCCCAAUCUGAUUAAAUUCUGUAAUUGCCUUGUAUGGGAACUCACCUUUUAUUAUUAAACCUCUGUUUUAAGUACAGACUCUAUAUAUGAAAUAUUUUAAUAUAAUAGGAUAUGGGAAAUUCUUUGACAGACAUAACAAAGCCAUUGUGAUCUUUUAACCAUACUUAUUAAUACUUGUAUAUUGAAAAGACUGCAUUAUAUAAAGGUUAAGAAAUGCUGAUGAUUUUAGUAUAAAGGAGUUGAAAUGAUAAAAUAAAAUGCUUGGGACUUUUUAAACGUAGUUUGUGUUUUGGUGGGUGAACAGUGUUUAUUAUAUGAAGACGAGUCGAUUGCGGACCAACGAGACAAAGUAAAAAUUCUGAUUUGGUCCGUUUCGUACCGUUUGUAAUCUAUGUAUUAUAAUAGAAUAUGCAUUAAGGAACAAAUAUGUUCUGGUUGACAAAAUUCAAAAUAAAGAAAUUCUAGUUUUUGUUGA